Molecule: messenger RNA, 334 nt
Organism: Strongylus vulgaris
Lineage: Eukaryota; Metazoa; Nematoda; Chromadorea; Rhabditida; Strongylidae
Source: the annotation of a GenBank genome assembly
UAUUUGAUGGACAUGCCGGCAAUAUAGCAGCCGACGAUGCGGCAGAGAACAUCAUGAGAACACUGAUGGAAACUCCGCAAUUUGAAAAAGUCACAGAGGAGCUAAAAGCUAACGGAGGUGUCCUUUGUGAAAAAUCCAUUGCUUUACUGGAAGAUGGAAUAAAGGCAGGCUUCCUUAGUUUGGAUGAAAAUAUUCGAACCAGACUUGACUCUGACCGCAGUGGUUCAACAGCUGUUUGCGCUAUGAUUACUCCAACGCACAUUGUUAUCGCCAAUUUAGGUGGGACACUUUUAUGCUCUGCAUUGUCGAAAAUUGAUAAGUUCUUCAGGUGACU